Messenger RNA from Cynara cardunculus var. scolymus (artichoke), 1317 nucleotides. RefSeq names its product serine carboxypeptidase II-3-like. Gene Ontology annotation, cellular component: vacuole. Gene Ontology annotation, molecular function: serine-type carboxypeptidase activity. The record is from RefSeq and is a predicted model, not a curated record. Gene Ontology annotation, biological process: proteolysis. The coding region runs from base 238 to 1317 and encodes 359 amino acids. The transcript is spliced from 8 exons. Lineage: Eukaryota; Viridiplantae; Streptophyta; Magnoliopsida; Asterales; Asteraceae.
ACUACUGAUGAGGACUCUCCAGUUCACAUUGGAGCUCAAGAGGGUUUGGCACAGCUCGACAAGAUCUUGACAUUGCCAGGCCAACCUGCAGGUGUUGAUUUUGAUCAGUAUUCAGGAUAUGUCACUGUCGAUCCAAAGGCUGGCAGGGCUCUUUUCUAUUAUUUCGUGGAGUCUCCUACUGAUUCUUCAACCAAACCAUUGGUUUUGUGGCUAAAUGGAGGACCAGGAUGUUCUUCCAUGUUUGGAGCCAUGGGAGAACUAGGACCAUUCAGAAUCAAUAGUGAUGCCAAAACUCUCUUCAGGAACAGUUAUGCGUGGAGCAAUGUUGCAAAUAUGCUGUUUCUGGAGUCCCCAGCUGGAGUUGGUUUCUCGUAUUCGAAUACAACUUCUGAUUAUGACCAUCCUGGUGACAAGAAGACUGCGGAUGAUGCUUACACUUUUAUUAUUAACUGGCUCGAGAGAUUCCCUCAGUACAAAACUCAUGAUUUUUACAUUGCCGGUGAAAGCUAUGCCGGACAUUAUGUACCUCAACUUGCUUAUACCAUCCUUCGAAAGAACAAGAAUACAAAGCAGACUGUCAUCAAUAUCAAAGGGAUUGCUAUAGGAAAUGCGUGGAUCGAUGAUGAAACAUGUAUGAAAGGGAUGUACGAUUACUGGUGGAGUCAUGCUAUAAAUUCAGAUGCGACUCAUGAUGCCAUCUUCAAAUAUUGCAACUUUGUGAACGAUUCUUCAACUGGCAUGUGCCAUGAUAGUACAAGCAAAGCAUGGGAUGAGAUGGGAGAGGUCAAUGUAUAUAAUAUCUAUGCGCCGAUUUGCUUGAACCAUGAACAAAGAAAUACCUCUGCCACUGGUUCUGUAAGUAUUGACUUUUUUGAUCCAUGCUGGCAAGAUAUCCUUGUAUCCUAUCUCAAUGACUCAGCUGUGCAAGAGGCAUUUCAUGCGAGACCUACAUCAUGGGAUAUAUGCAGGGAAUAUAUCUCGAUAUGGAAUGACAGUGCGGUUAGCAUCCUGCCCAUAAUCAAGUAUCUGAUUGAUAACGGCCAACGGCUAUGGGUAUUCAGUGGGGAUACGGAUGCUCGGGUUCCAAUUACUUCUUCUAGGUAUGCAAUCAACACCCUCAAUCUUCUGAUCGAGACAGCUUGGCGGCCAUGGUACCUCAACGAGGAGGUUGGAGGGUAUCUGGAGGCAUACAAAGGACUGCUUCUAAUAACUGUUAGGGGUGCAGGCCAUUCAGUUCCAAGCUUCCAACCUCGGCGUGCAUUAGCCUUGUUUACAUCAUUCCUAGGAGGGAUAGUCCCUCACCACUACAAAAUGUAA